ACAGACGAUUUAUCUCGAAGGAUUUUGACUGCGCUCUCAAACUACUGUUCAUUGUUUUGAUCAAAUCAAGCACAGUGUUUUAAACAUUAUAGCGAUGUAAAUAAACUACACGACAAAAUGUAGUUCCUGAAUGAAGUAAAGCCAAGGUAAGACGAAAUGAAAUAUAUUCAAGUGAGUUUACAUAAGCAUAAUCGAAACACAGCGCCGAUUCAAAGUCGGCUGUAAACACAAGGAAUUUCUGAAGAAACCAGAAAAGAAAUAGUCAAUAGAAGUUUCGCGAGAGUUAGAUGUCAUUUCGUGGGCAUUUUAAUUUUUAAUGAAGAAAGUAAUUCACAGAAUAGAUGUCUAUCAUGUCUUUUUAUGCUUGCUUUAAACUCGUAUUUGUUGAAUGCAAAACGGCUAUACACAAUGCUGUCUCGGUCAAUAAUAUAAGAAUUUAUAAGCGUUUCGUCUUCAGCUCAAAACGACAUCUAACAUCUUUUCUCUUAUGUAUAUUUCUCAAGAUAUUGAUUCAACAGUGAUCUAAACUGAAAAUGGCGUCAUACGACACUGGUUGGGAAGAUGAACUAUUUCAACAUCCCGUUGGCCACACGUUGCAUUGUGGUAUAUGUCUGAAUGUUUUGAAGGAUCCAGUUUCGUGUCGACAUAAUGAGCAUUUGUUCUGUCGAGGUUGUAUCACCAUACAUCUCAUGAACUUUCAAACAUGUCCAUCGUGUAUGGAACCACUCACUGUCGAAUCACUGCGCCAAGCACCUCGGACCGCAACGAACUUACUUUCCGAAUUAAAGAUCCGCUGUCAAUUCUUCGAUCGUGGUUGCGGACAGUUUGUUGAAUUAGGAAAUCUCGAAAGGCAUGUCACUGACUGUGGGUUCGCCCCAGCAGUCUGCUCUAACGAAGGAUGCCAACUUGAGGUGAAUAAACAAGAUUUACUACACCAUGAAACAUCUGUGUGUGAACUACGCAGAGUCAAGUGCCACAAUUGCAACGAAAUCAGACAAGAGAUGGAUACAGUGAAAGUUAAUUUGGCAGCAAUGAAUGAAAAGUUGAAUGAAAAGUUGAAAGGAGUUGGAGAACAGUUGGACAGAAAUCAGGAAAACAUCAAAACAGAAGUGGUCACAAAAGUUGAACAGGUUCAAGAACAACUCAACAAGCAGGAAGAAAGCAAUCGUCAGCUUAAAGCGGUCAAUAUAGAAAUGAAGAGAAGUUUAAAUGAAAUUAUGAAACAUCUGGAGAGAAUGACACAACAAACAUCGCAUGAAGUUCAGGCUGAAGAAAUGAAGAAAGAUAUUGCAGAUGGUGGAAUGGACAGAGAGUCGAAGAUCCUUAUCGCUGGAGGCUUUGAUGGGAGAGAAAUUCUAAAUUUAGUGGAAAUGUUCAGUCUUCCAAAUGCGACAUGGACACCACUAAAGCCAAUGAAAGAAGGUCGUCAGGGAGCAUCUUCAGUUGUUCACAACAAUCAAUUUUUUGUCAUGGGAGGUCAUGGUAACAGUGGAGAAAUCAAGUCAAUUGAAAAACUAUCACUGAAUGCUGUUCAAGUUGAUCAGUUCAUCACUUGGGAAAACGUUCUCGCUAAGUUACCUGCACCAUUGCAUGGACACUGCAGUGUAGUUUAUAAUGGACGGUUGAUAGUGAUUGGAGGUUAUGAUGUUAGUAAACUUGCACAUUCUGAUAGUAUUACUGAGAUUUCCCUCGUCCCACCUUAUACCAGUAAACUGUUGGCUACCAUGCCACAGGCAAGAUAUCUCCACGGUGUUGCAAUGUUUGGUGACAAGAUACUGAUUCUUGGAGGUAAGCUCAAUGGUUCUUCCAGUACAAAUCUUGCAAGUGUUUUGUUGUAUGAUAUUACUAAGAAUAAAUGUAAGGAGUUAGCAGCCCUCCCCUACCCCGUGUCUGAAAUGGCCACAGUCAAGUGGAGUGAUGACAGUGUGAUCAUAGCGGGUGGUGUUGACAGUAACAGGCAACCAUUAAACAAAGUUUUAUUAUACAACAUCAAGACCCAGAAGAGUCCUAUGUUACCAGACAUGAAGUAUAAGAGGAAAGGAUGUGUGGCUGCAGUUGUCAGAGACACUGUGAUUGUCAUGGGAGGCAUGGGUGAAAAAAGAAAGUGGUUAAAGUCUGUAGAAUGUUUUCGAUUUGAUCGCGAUAGCUGGCAAGAACUUCCUGAAAUGCGGAAAGCGAGAUACUUGGCUACUGCAGUUGUAUGUUAAUUAUGUAUAUUGUAUAUAUUAGCAACCUAAUUAACUUUUUGCAGUAUUUUAUACACUUUUGUACUUGGGA
Molecule: messenger RNA, 2277 nt
Organism: Paramuricea clavata
Lineage: Eukaryota; Metazoa; Cnidaria; Anthozoa; Malacalcyonacea; Plexauridae
Source: the annotation of a GenBank genome assembly